Penicillium odoratum is the source of this 1443-nucleotide messenger RNA. Its product is annotated as ribosome biogenesis protein LTV1. Lineage: Eukaryota; Fungi; Ascomycota; Eurotiomycetes; Eurotiales; Aspergillaceae. The record is from RefSeq and is a predicted model, not a curated record. Bases 1 to 1443 code for a protein of 480 amino acids. Gene Ontology annotation, biological process: ribosomal small subunit export from nucleus; ribosomal small subunit biogenesis. The transcript has 2 exons. Gene Ontology annotation, cellular component: nucleus; cytosol; preribosome, small subunit precursor.
AUGCCGCCCCGUCAGUGGAUUGAUAAGAAGAAUGCGAGCACAUUCCAGCUCUUCCACCGGCCUCAGAAUGACCCGCGCAUCAACGAUCCUGAAGCCGACGACCGCGUCCUACACCAGGUCAGUGGUCCAGCUCCAGUUUCCUCUGGAGCAUCAACUACUUCAUCUAAGCCCCUUCGAAACCUCGCCGAUCUCCAGACCGAAUUCAAGAACAAUAAAAUCCGUCAGAAUGAGGGCGAGGCCGCCAACCAUGGUAUCUACUAUGACGAUUCUCGGUACGACUACAUGCAGCAUUUGCGUGAACUAGGUACUGGUGGUGGCGAUGCCUACUUCGUGGAGGCCAAGGUAGAGAAGCCGAAGGGCAAGAGCAUGAAGCUGGAGGAUGCAUUGCGCCAGGUCUCCCUGAAUGAUGAUUCGCAAAGCGCAUACGGUGCCAGCGAAUAUGGCGAUAUGCGCUCGAACUUUACAACAUACUCUCGCAAGCCCACAUACCAGGACCAGCAGAAUAUUCCUGAUGCGAUUGCCGGAUUCCAGCCUGAUAUGGACCCGCGACUUCGCGAGGCCCUCGAGGCCCUGGAUGACGAGGAAUACGUGGAUGACGAUGAUGAUGACUUUUUCGGCGAUCUAACAGCCAAUGCGGAGGAAUUGGAGCAGGGAGAUUGGGAGGAUACAUUGUUUGAUCACGAGGAGGAAGACGAGGGUUGGGAGUCGGAUGCGACUGAGAAGGCGCCUGUGCAAAGAGACAGUACCGAUGUUGAAGACCGGGAUGUACCAGCACUGAACAAGGAUGUUCCGCCUGGUGAACUACCCGAGCACGAUGCACCUGCUCCGGAUAUGCACCCAGCGGAUCAAGACUGGAUGCAGGAGUUCUCCAGGUUCAAGAAAGAUGCCAAGGCUGGCAAGGCUCCUGCACCCGCUGCUCCCACUAUUGCGCCCUCUGAGCAGCAGACCACUGCUUCAACUGCUUUCACAAUCGGAGGCACACCUAUUCGCCGGAAGAAGCGCAAGGGCGCCCUGACCAACCCCUCCGCCUACUCCAUGACAUCGUCCGCUUUGGCACGUACCGAGGGACACCGACUCCUGGAUGACCGGUUUGACAAGGUCGAGCAAAUGUACGCCCUGGAUGAAGAAGACGAGUAUGAUGACAGCAUGUCUAUGAUUAGUGGUAUGACCGGUGCCACUGGAAUGACCGGCCUGUCUAUGGCAUCGUCCCAAGCACCCAGCCUCGUUGACGGCAACGGAGCAGCUGUCUCGCGCAGUGACUUCCACAACGUCAUGGAUGACUUCUUGGCCGGCUGGGACGACAACACUGGCCCUCAGGCGAAGCGAAAGGGAGUGAAGUACAAGCGUGGUAAGCACGGAAAUGAGGCUAUUGGCAUUCGUAUGCUCGAUGAAGUCCGCUCCGGUCUUGGUCCAGCUCGGUUUUCCAGCAAACCACGCGCUUAG